This is a messenger RNA of Cornus florida, 438 nucleotides long. RefSeq names its product glutathione S-transferase U17-like. NCBI's taxonomy places the organism in Eukaryota, Viridiplantae, Streptophyta, Magnoliopsida, Cornales, Cornaceae. The coding region runs from base 1 to 438 and encodes 145 amino acids. The transcript is spliced from 2 exons. The record is from RefSeq and is a predicted model, not a curated record.
AUGAGAGCUUAUUUGCAAAAUUCAGGAGGUAAAACUUGGACUAUUGUUGAAUCUGGUUAUACACCACCUACAGAAGAUAAAACUAUAGAUGGUAAAGAAAUAAAAGUUUUGAAAGAUGUCUUUGUUUUUACUGCUGUUGAAACUGAGUGUAAUGAUACUAAUGACAAAGCUUUAUAUUUGUUUCCAUCACUGAAAGUGAUUGGGAGGACACAAGACGAAGAGGCAAAGGCAGUUGCAAUAGUGCAAGUGGUUGCAGGAUUGGUGCUGCUGGAGGAAGCAUUUGUCAAGUGUAGCAGAGGGAAGGCUUUCUUUGGUGGCUAUAAUAUUGAGUACCUUGACAUAGCAUUCAGGUGCUCCUUGCCGUGGCUAAGGUUGACGGAGAAGAGGAUAGGCUUGCAGCUCCAUGACGAGACAAGGACGCCGUAUCUUAUGGGAUAG